Messenger RNA from Melozone crissalis (California towhee), 3508 nucleotides. RefSeq names its product endoplasmic reticulum-golgi intermediate compartment 1 (gene ERGIC1). The coding region runs from base 80 to 952 and encodes 290 amino acids. The transcript has 10 exons. Gene Ontology annotation, biological process: endoplasmic reticulum to Golgi vesicle-mediated transport; retrograde vesicle-mediated transport, Golgi to endoplasmic reticulum. The record is from RefSeq and is a predicted model, not a curated record. Lineage: Eukaryota; Metazoa; Chordata; Aves; Passeriformes; Passerellidae. Gene Ontology annotation, cellular component: Golgi membrane; endoplasmic reticulum; COPII-coated ER to Golgi transport vesicle.
CCCUGCAGCCGCCGGCAGCGAGGCCACAGCCGGGGCCGGGGGCGCCCGCAGCCCGCCCGCCACCACCACCGCCACCACCAUGCCCUUUGACUUCAGGAGGUUUGACAUCUACAGGAAGGUGCCAAAAGACCUUACACAGCCAACCUACACAGGGGCCAUUAUCUCUGUCUGCUGCUGUCUCUUCAUAUUGUUUCUCUUCCUGUCUGAGCUCACCGGAUUCAUAGCCACUGAAAUAGUUAAUGAGCUCUACGUGGAUGACCCAGACAAAGACAGUGGAGGGAAAAUAGAAGUGAACCUGAACAUCAGUUUGCCAAACCUGCACUGUGAAUUGGUUGGACUGGACAUCCAGGAUGAAAUGGGAAGGCAUGAAGUGGGUCACAUUGACAACUCGAUGAAGAUCCCUCUCAAUAAUGGGGAUGGCUGCAGGUUUGAGGGCCAUUUCAGCAUCAACAAGGUCCCUGGUAACUUCCAUGUGUCGACGCACAGCGCGACGGCGCAGCCGCAGAACCCCGACAUGACUCACGUCAUCCACAAGCUCUCAUUUGGGGACAAGCUGCAGGUCCAUAACGUCCACGGAGCAUUCAAUGCCUUGGAGGGAGCAGACAAGCUCAGCUCAAACCCCCUUGCCUCUCACGACUACAUCCUGAAGAUCGUGCCCACGGUGUACGAGGACAUGAGCGGCAAGCAGCGAUACUCCUACCAGUACACCGUGGCCAACAAGGAAUACGUGGCCUACAGCCACACGGGCCGCAUCAUCCCGGCCAUCUGGUUCCGCUACGACCUGAGCCCCAUCACAGUGAAGUACACAGAGAGGAGACAGCCUCUGUACAGGUUCAUCACAUCGAUAUGUGCCAUCAUUGGAGGAACAUUUACUGUAGCUGGGAUCCUGGACUCCUGCAUUUUCACAGCAUCAGAGGCCUGGAAGAAGAUCCAGCUGGGCAAAAUGCAGUAGCAGUGAAACUCUACCCUCGACUCCAAGGACAGGAGCAAAUAUUGACAAAUCUACCACUACCUGUUUUUGUCUUUAUUUUCUAUUUGAUUGAAUCAGUAUGUUUUUCUCUAAUCAGGCUGGUCAGCGAAGACAUCUUCAACAAAUCAAAGAAAUCUCCGUGCAUUUCAGAGCUCUGAGAGGGAAAAAUCAGUGGAAUCAGGGUGUGGAUUUCCUCCCCCCAGAGAGAGAGGUUGAAAUGCCAUUCGAGAUCCAAGUGAGGAUGGCAGUCUGUCCUCUGGCACGUUCCUAUGGCAGUGUACAAACUAGGGAGUAGAUGGCAAAGAGCUGAACUGUCUUGUGGCACUUUUUGGAGUUCUGUUGGAUUUGCAUGAUCAGACAAUCGACUUUUGCAUAGGGCAAAAUUACACAUGAGGAAGAAAUUCCACCCGUGGUGCCAAAAAGGUGAUGUAUCUGUUGGUGAGGAGUGGAAAGUGUUAGUCCCCACAGCAAACCUAAGAGACAGAGGGCAGAAAUAACACCAAGAAAUGUUUUGUGCUUCUAUUGAAAGCUCAGUUGUUCAGAUACAACCUUCCUAACCAAGUGAAAAAAGAACAGGAAGCCUUCCCCAGCUACCUUUUCCUAGGUGAUCUGUGAUCCCAGCAGUGGAGGGCAUUUCUUUCACUCUGGAUGUAAAAGUGGUUUCAUUCCUUCCCACUAACUGAAUAUCCAGUCUUGUGUUUACAGGUGGCAUGAAGUAAAAACCAAACUGAGCAACACAGUUUUAUGUGGCCUUUGCUUUGAAAGGGAAUAGUUGUCUUUGCAGCAUUAGCUUUUCUUUCUUCUGUUUCAAACCCAAAAGUCUGGAUUCUGCACUUCUGCUUUAUUAUUGUUGUUGUUGUUUUCUUUUGAAAAGAGGUUUUAUAUUCUCUGUGCUCAGAAAAACGGUGCAGCCCUCUGGGUGGAUGAGCACAGCUUCCUCUCUUGCUCUGUGUGUGUGUAUUCAAUACACCUGUCAAACACAGGAAUUCUGACUUUGCAGGAUUUAAGCUGCCUCCCUUUUCGUUUAAAACUCAGCCAGGCAUCUUUCCUGAUGCUCUCCCACAGGUACCCAGGGCAGCAUUCCCACAGGCUGACCCUUGCUGGGAGUUCUGUUUGAUCCCUUCAAAAGAUUCCUGAGCUUCCCUGUCCUUUCCUUCAAGCCUUGUCUUCUGGAGCCUCCAAAACACAGAGCUGUGAGGGGAAAACUCCUGCCGGGGGUGUCUUGCUUGUCAUUUGGUCUCAAAAAUGAGAGCAGAUGCCCACCAGUGCAUUUUCCAGAGCCUCAUCAGUGUUCCUUGAGUAGUGACAGUCUCUGCAUGCCUUGUGAAUGUCUGAGCUGAGGAUACACAAAUUUUAAGUCUUUCAGGAUGGAUUAAACAAUAAUAAUCAUAAAAUGAGAGUCUUGAACUCAGUGCUGUAAAUUGUAAGAUGGGUGCAGGGUUUCUCUUGGAUGAUAUCCAUUGCCUUUUCCUGGAGGCAAAAUAUCCAGACUUUAUGCUGUGAUGAUAUGAAUUGUUGAAUAUUCAGUGUUAUUGUUAGAGUCAGAUGCAUUUCAGAAGAAUUCGUGAUUGUUGAAAUUGUCUCCUUGCUUUGGGAGCAGGGAAGGUGCUGCCAGUUUUACCCACCCCCCAAAAAGCAGCAGCCAGCUCCUCUCCCCCUGCCAUGCCAUGCCCUGCAGUCACUUCAGACACCGUUGGAAUCUUGGAAUUUUUCCCUGUCCUUCUCUGGACUGAUUGCUCUUGCUUUAGGUGCAAACUGGAUUGUGGAACUUCCUGUACCCGUUCAUGUAUGGGUAGAUUUUUUUUACUUUUUAUUUUCCCCCCAUUUACAAAAAUGAACUUUUUCAGUGAGAUGCUUGUGUUCACCUGGGUGUGUGUGUCCCUGUGCCUGUGAGUGGGACCCCCUGGAUGAGGGAUUUUCCAUGGCAAUUGCUUCUCCUGCUGGCUGAAGGAUUUCCUCUAAUCCACUGUGACCAGCUGAAACUCACAGCUAAAAUAUCCUCAUUUUUCCUUUUGGAUUUGGUCAGUCUUUGCUGACAGCUUGGGAACAGUGGAUUACAACAAUGAGAUUUUUAAUAUUUUAGCAUCUUCCUUACACUGAGAUUUAAUUAGUGCAUCCUUCUCCUGAGCUGGGCAAGGGGAGAUCUUUGCAGUACAGUUCAUUUUCUGGAAUUUCUCCUCUGGUACAAUUUCUUUGUCACAAACAAGAGGUGGUUGCAGAUUCUUUGUGUCUCCUGGUGUAUUAUUCCCAUCCUUCUCCCCAUUCCCUGUCUGUAUUAAACUGCCUCCUGUGCAGUCCAGGCCAGUUCUCUAAACCAGACCAGUGAAAUUGGUUUGUUUGGAGUUUUUGGAGGUUUUUUUUUAUUGGAAGUAACACACUUCAGCGUGCCUGCUCUCUCUGCCAAAACAUCCCCUGCAAUAAGGUAAUAAAUCAAAUUUUUUUUUUUUUGUUUUUUUUGCAAAAUGUGGAAACCAGAUUGUCCUGAAGUUCUGGCAGGAGGAACAUCUGUACCUGGGUUUCCUUAACCAGGUCUCAGCC